AUACCCACCCCAACCCAUCAUCUCUCUUUCCUCUCGAUCUCUCUCUCUAUGCCUGGGCGGUGGAGUUCUCUCUCUCUCUUCUUUUCCGUCGUUCCUCGCGCCGCCUCUUCCAGCAUCGAAUCGCCGUCGCAUCGCCUCCUCCGGCUGCAACGGAGAAUUGCAGGUGGUGGCUGGUAUGAAUUACAGGCUCGUGAUCCCCGUCAAGGAUGGCGCCGCAGCCGCCCCGAAAACCUAUACCGUCGAAUUCCAGUUGGUUCUUCGUGAAUAGCUGGAGGAAUUGAAUGAAUUGGCUGAUUUGUGGCAAUGGCGGUGCGGUCCUCCGGCAAUUGCGUGGCAUGAAGAGGAAUUGGUUGAUUUGUUGCAAUGGCAGUGGGGGCGGUGGGUGAAUCCCCUAUGUUGUUGAAGCUAUAAAUUGAAUUCGCCGCUCUCAUCCCAUCCACGCCGCGCCCCUUUGCGCGUCCGCUUCCCUGCACCACCACUAACAACAACAGCCGUGCGCCGCCCGUUCUCACGCCAUAAAAGAUACCGGCCUCUGUAGCUCGGAAGAAGUCAGCCAAAGAGUUGAACCCUCCGCCUCUCUCAUCCCAUUCCCCUCUCGAUUUGCUGCUUUUGUCGACUGGUGCCCAACUGAGUGUGGUAUCAACUACCAGCCACCAACUGUCAUCCCCGGUGGAGACAUGGCCAAGGUGCAGAGGGCCGUGUGCAUGAUUUCCAACUCAACUAGUGUUGCUGAGGUCUUCUCAAGGAUUGAUCAUAAGUUCGACUUGAUGUAUGCCAAGCGUGCUUUUGUGCACUGGUAUGUUGGUGAGGGUAUAGAAGAAGGUGAGUUCUCAGAGGAGAGGGAGGAUCUUGCUGCUCUUGAGAAAGAUUACGAGGAAGUCGGGGCAGAGUCUUCUGAAGGAGAUGAUAAUGAGAAUGAGGAGUACUAAAGAAGCAGUUGUCAUAUGAACUCCCAUGUUGGUUUUUAAGUGUGUUUUUUCAGUGUCAUGUUUGUCUAAAAAUUUAUGUUGUUGUUUUAAACUAUUUCCCUAUAUUUCAUUAAAGUUUUUCUCUACCAUGUACGAAUCUUUGGAUGGCAUUUAAAACAAGUAAACAAUUCUGAGCGUGCAAA
Salvia miltiorrhiza (redroot sage) is the source of this 1111-nucleotide messenger RNA. Its product is annotated as tubulin alpha-2 chain-like. The record is from RefSeq and is a predicted model, not a curated record. The transcript has 2 exons. Gene Ontology annotation, biological process: mitotic cell cycle; microtubule cytoskeleton organization. Bases 678 to 929 code for a protein of 83 amino acids. Gene Ontology annotation, molecular function: structural constituent of cytoskeleton; GTP binding. Lineage: Eukaryota; Viridiplantae; Streptophyta; Magnoliopsida; Lamiales; Lamiaceae. Gene Ontology annotation, cellular component: cytoplasm; microtubule.